AUGGCUAAUAGUCCAGAGAAGAUGUUUAGAAAGUUAUCAGGGGAUGAUGUAAAGGUUAUGCGAAGCAGUGUGCCAUUGUAUUUAGUAACUGCUGGUAUAAACGCUUACUUGCAAUACUAUAAUCAAGCCUUUUUGUUAGAACACCAAGUAACUCGCUGGAUGCUCGAAAUAAUAGGAUGUGUACUAACAGUAAUAAUAUUCAAAGGUGUAAUGAAAGUCUUAGGUGUGUUCAGACCGGAGACUAGUUUAAUAAACCCUCUAAGCUGGAGGUUAACUGAUGAUUACGGUAUCAAGAAACCAGCAGAGCCGGGAAAGCCAAAAGAACUCAAGAAAAAGGAAUAA
This is a messenger RNA of Wallemia mellicola CBS 633.66, 342 nucleotides long. RefSeq lists its product as hypothetical. The record is from RefSeq and is a predicted model, not a curated record. The transcript has a single exon. Bases 1 to 342 code for a protein of 113 amino acids. NCBI's taxonomy places the organism in Eukaryota, Fungi, Basidiomycota, Wallemiomycetes, Wallemiales, Wallemiaceae.